AUGUCCCGCAACUCGCAGAGGCGGCAGCACACGGGGCCCGCGGCGUGGCCGCAGCUGCACUCCUUUAGCAUUGGCCUGCGAGGCAGCCGGGAGCUCAGCGCUCGGCUCGCCGUGAGUCACUUCCUCGGAACGGUGCACCAUGAGUACGUCUUUACCGUUGAAGAAGCCUUGGACGCUUUGCCUGACGUGAUCUACCACUUGGAGACCUUCGAUGUGACCACCAUCCGCGCCUCAACCCCCAUGUACCUCAUGGCCAGACGAAUCAGGGCCACGGGGGUGAAGAUGGUCCUCAGCGGCGAGGGCGCCGAUGAGAUCUUCGGAGGCUACCUCUACUUCCACAAGGCUCCCAACGCGGAGGAGUUCCAUGCCGAGAACGUCCGGAAGGCGCGGGUUGUUUUGCGGAAAAGAAACCGCUGGGGUCCUGCCCCAAUGGAACGUCCAAGUCAUGGGGUGGUGGUGUCCUGUGGGCGUUUUCUUUUUCUUUUUUUACUUUUAACUUUUAAACAUCCUAAAGGCCCCCAAGGUGGGGAAACUCAUAUGUUGAUGUCCUCUUGCCCGGAUGCACUGAUUGCCACCUAUUGUCAGGCAGUCAAAAAUCCGUCUGGAUUGAAGCUUUUGGCGAGAUGCAACGCACCCAGAAGCGCUCCUAGCCACUGGCUGUUGCUUGCAGUUCUGACUCCAAAGUGA
Messenger RNA from Effrenium voratum, 687 nucleotides. The record is from the annotation of a GenBank genome assembly. Lineage: Eukaryota; Dinophyceae; Suessiales; Symbiodiniaceae.